Messenger RNA from Drosophila miranda, 1678 nucleotides. Its product is annotated as GIGYF family protein CG11148-like. Bases 1 to 1542 code for a protein of 513 amino acids. The transcript is spliced from 2 exons. The record is from RefSeq and is a predicted model, not a curated record. Lineage: Eukaryota; Metazoa; Arthropoda; Insecta; Diptera; Drosophilidae.
AUGACGUUGUCGUUCGGUGGAGCCCAAGUUUGCGACAUAAGUGCAGCAGGAACCACACGCCGACUCAAGGAAGAGCGCAAGCGUCAAGAGGAGAAACGCCGUGCCCUGCAGGUGGAAGAAGAAAAAACUCGACAAUCGCAAGAAGAAAAGGAACGACAACUGCAAAUACAAGGUCAGCGUCGGAAGGCAUUACUAGGUAGCGCACAAGCCCCAGUUCAAGGUACAGCAACAGCAGAAUCUGCAGUGAGCACCAAGCAUAUCGUUGCCAAGCCGGGAUAUUUACAAGCAUCUACUCGUUCGGCUGCUACAUCAAUUGCGCCAUGGUCACUUCGAUCGCCGAAAGCCAACAGCGCCGCGCCUGGACUGGCUGAGAUACAAAAGGCAGAAAGGAGAGAACGACGCGCGGAUCAGCAGCGACAGCAGGAACAGUUGGACAAACAAAUGCGUGCCUCUGCAGCAGCUGCAGCCGAGGCGAACGAUGCUCUUUUAAAGUGGCAGGCAGCACCCGCUCCGGCGCCCGUUAUGAGCCUGGCUGAUAUUCAAGCAGAGGAGGCCAAGCGGUUGGCCAACGAACUCAUAGAACAGCAAAGGCGUCGCGAAGUAGAACAGCAACAGGCUGCCAUAGCAUCAAAUGUGGGUGGCACGUGUGGCCUGUCCAACAUCUGGGGAACUGCCAAUAAGGCUUGGAAUGCAUCCACCUCUUCUUCGCUUUCAUUGUCAACAGGUACUCGUCUAUGGGAUGAUCCCAGUUCCCCGUCGGUCAAUCAAAUUAUUUUGCAACCGUCUGCCAGUGCCAGUGGCGCUGGACCAAUCACUGCUGCGGCAGUUCUAGCCGCUGGUCUGAAUUUGGCGGAAAAACAUAGCAUACACGCACAGCCAAAAUCGACAACUGUCUUAGAAUCACCGCGGAAUUUGCGGAAGAGCCAGACCUUGCCGAGCAUGCAGAACGUGGCAAAAACGACCAAACCUGUUGGUGGACAACAACAGCUUCCGGAGAAGAACAAAACGAGUCAGGUAAGGCCGAAUCCGAAAGCGGCACCUACGGCGGCAGAAGAAAAGGACAAGGAUAGAAAAUCGAUUGGUAAGGGGUCCAUAGACCAGGCCAGCAAUAAAGGUAAUGAAUAUGAAAACGAGUUUACUAGCUGGUGUAUGAGAAGCUUGGACAAUAUGACCGCCAAAGUGGAUGUACCCACGUUUGUUGCAUUUUUGCAGGACUUAGAGGCACCAUAUGAAGUGAAGGACUAUGUGCGCAUAUACCUUGGCGAGGGAAAAGAAUCUUCGGACUUUGCCAAACAAUUUUUGGAGCGGCGCAGUAAAUACAAGAGUUUGCAGCGUGCUCAAAACGCGCACAAUGAUGAUAUGUGCAAGCCCGCUCCGGCUAUAACACCAUCAGGGAACGAUAAUACCGAAAGCAAUAACAAGCAGAAGAAAGUCAAAAAGAACAAAAUGACUAAGUUGGACGCACGAAUUCUCGGUUUUUCGGUAACCGCUGCUGAGGGUCGCAUUAAUGUUGGCGUUCGGGACUAUGUCGACGGACCAUAACAACUCCGCAAGCGGCAACGACAACCUCAAGUUUCUUAUAGAAUGAGAAACCCUAUUAAAUAUAGAUUUGAAUUGAAGGCCGGCUAAUAAUUGGACUUAACCGUUGUUCAAAAUAAAUCCGUAUAUACAUGUAUAA